UGACAGUUGUGGCUAACACACACACGCUCGCACACCCCCAAACAAGUCACGAACUCUACUCCUCAGCCAAAAACAAAUUUUCUAUCCGAUGUACAAAAUGUGCAAUCUGUCCAACCUACUCAACUUCAUCAUCUGCGUGGCGAGUUUUAGCCAAAACUUCGAGGGCACUUUGGCCGUGAAGAGGGGACCGCACCACCCUAGGGGGGAGACGAGGAGGGUGGACCAACAUCUUACCCACGAAGAGCAUCGCAUCGAUGACGACCUGCGGGACAUGGGCGUGCAGGCGAAUCUGGAGGACAUGACCGAGGAGGAGAAAAUCUUCUACAUGUUCAAGGCCCACGACAAUGAUAACAACAAUGCCUUGGACGGCCUGGAGAUGAUUCAGUCCGCCAUGCAUCACAACUACGAUUACUUCAAGAACACCGAAAGGGACGAGUAUCUGCAGAACGCCACAGAUGAGCUGGAGCACUUCAUAGAGGCCAUCGACAAGUUUCUGCUGAUUGCCGACGACAAUAACGACGGUCUGCUGCACUAUCCCGAGUUCGUGAAGGCCAUCACUGGCGGCAAGGAGCAGGUCAGUGUGGACAGGAAUAUCCUGCGCUAAUCCCACCUAGGAUCAGUACCAGCACGUUGAUCACCCUAAAGACGCAGUAGACACAAUAUUAGAGUAGCGUAGAUAAAUAUUAGCAAAUAAUCUGAUUUCCAGCUGAACCAUUGAGACUGUACACACCACGAGCAGAAUAAAACUAUCAUUAGGCUGCAAUUUGUUUGUACUACAAUCUAAUUUAAUAUACAUUUAAUAGAUACAUAAA
This is a messenger RNA of Drosophila bipectinata, 812 nucleotides long. RefSeq names its product multiple coagulation factor deficiency protein 2 homolog. The record is from RefSeq and is a predicted model, not a curated record. Lineage: Eukaryota; Metazoa; Arthropoda; Insecta; Diptera; Drosophilidae. Gene Ontology annotation, molecular function: calcium ion binding.